This is a messenger RNA of Lactuca virosa, 297 nucleotides long. The record is from the annotation of a GenBank genome assembly. Lineage: Eukaryota; Viridiplantae; Streptophyta; Magnoliopsida; Asterales; Asteraceae.
AUGUAUGAAGGUAAGAAGAUUGACAUUUCUGAUAAAGAGCCAACAACAAUGAGAGAAACAGAUUUGAAGAGGAAAGAUGUCAAAGAUAUACCACUGAAGCUGGGAUUUUAUAUUCUUCAAAAAUUUGAUUAUAAGAUAAUGGUGAUAGAUGUUGAAGGAAAGGAACUGAAAGUAACAACAGAGUCUGUUCAUGACAUGUUGGGUAUUCCAACUGGUGGAACCAUACUUACACAACUGGAACAAUGGCCUAAAGAUGAUACAAGUUAUGAUGAAUGGAAGCAACAAUUUAAAGAAUGA